AAAAUUGAACGGUCGAUAAUUCUCGUCACGUCUUUGUAUCUCGUCGUCGUGAAACGGCGACUUCGCGGCGAAUGCGUCGCGUCGUGUCGCAAAUUUCCCGGCCGGCGCGGCGUAGUGUCGUGCCGCGAAAAAAAAUAGCGUCAGCGAGGACGCGCCAGGCUGUGGAUCGUCGGUAUCCCGUGUAUAGGUGCCGACCUCCGACCGACCACGACGUUCGUGGCUUCGCGCGCCGGUCGAUCGAGCGGCCGUGAGCGGCCGCACCGUAUGAUUUUCGGAACAUCCGCGAGAGGCGGAGAGAAGACCUUGCUCGGCUGGAAACGCAACGCGGGGAGCGCGCCGCGGGAGCGGUAGAAGGCAGUAAAGCGACCGCUAUCGUCGUCACAGUUGGACACGUUUCGAGGAAGUUUCUUUCCCCGCGAGCGCUCAUUCCCCUCCUCCGCGUGAACAACCCGUAGACGUAGUUCUCUGUAGCAAGAUAAUUUUUUUUACACCAUGUCAGAUUGGGAUACCGCGCCUAUCACCCUCCGCAAACGCGUCCCGAAGUCGUCCACGUUGAAAACCGAGAAGGCGGUCAACGACGCUCGGCGACAGGGCUACACUGUCGAGACACAAGCGAAAUGUAAGUAUUGGGGUGGUGGAGCAAAUAGACAGCAUGUGACUACAAAGAACACAGCCAAAUUGGAUCGUGAAACAGAAGAAUUAAAACAUGAUCAAAUUCCACUCGAACUUGGCAAACUUAUUCAGCAAGGACGACAAAACAAGGGAUUGUCACAAAAAGACUUGGCUACGAAAGUAAACGAGAAGACGCAAGUUAUUAAUGACUACGAAGCGGGACGUGGAAUACCAAACCAGAUGGUGAUUGGUAAAAUCGAGCGAGUACUUGGAAUUAAAUUGCGUGGUAAGGAUCGUGGAAAACCGUUGACGGCCCCCGGGACGAAGAAGUGAAUCUCGGGGGGGGAAACAAUCUAUCUUUCGAUCCUUAUACUGUUCCCAUGGAAGAACUAUGAGAAAGACGGUAGAAUCAACACAACAAAAAAAAAAGAAACAAAUUCCCUACCCUCUUUUCCUUUGGUUAUAUGGAUAUUGAACGGUAAAAACUGGGUUAUAAUUAACUUGUUUUUAUGUAUGAAAUAAAAGAAAGUUAUUUUAGAAUAUCAUGAAUGCGUAUGGAGCAACAUACAGUUACAUACAAGUGCAUACAGUAACAUGGCGUAAUGUUAAACAAGGCUUAUUGAGUUACCUUUGCGCGUAAUUGUUAUAGAUUUUUAUGUGUACAUUACUAAUCUAAUCAUGAAAUAAAUGCGAAACGUAUGUUUGAGUGACAAAAUAAAAUUCUUAAUUUAUAGUAAAGUAUUUGUCUUAUUAUCGAGAAUUCGUUUUCAUUGAGCAUCAUGAAGAUUUAUUAAGAAUUUAUGAAUAAGUGUAGAUAAAAUAUUCACACAUAUAAGUAGAAAAUAUAUAGUGUAUAAAUAUAAAAAAA
This is a messenger RNA of Monomorium pharaonis (pharaoh ant), 1480 nucleotides long. RefSeq names its product endothelial differentiation-related factor 1 homolog (gene mbf1). The record is from RefSeq and is a predicted model, not a curated record. Gene Ontology annotation, molecular function: DNA binding. Gene Ontology annotation, cellular component: nucleus. Bases 493 to 945 code for a protein of 150 amino acids. The transcript is spliced from 4 exons. NCBI's taxonomy places the organism in Eukaryota, Metazoa, Arthropoda, Insecta, Hymenoptera, Formicidae.